AAUUUAUCCGAAGCAAUGGCGUUCGUGGUCCGUUGCUGCUGCGUCCUCACCGGUCCAAACUCCGGUCACAUUGGCCGGCGAUCUCGGCCAUCCGGAAAGUCUUACGUUUCCGGGAGGUUGGCUUUUCCAUUCGAAAUGGGAAAGUUUGUGUCAUGCUUUGGAGAUAAUUCCAGUGGACCAACUGGGAUUUUCCACAUAUUGCAGCCCGGCAGGCCUGGGCAUCUGGGGUUCCGGGAUAUUGAGAUUGCUAAGCCAGGAAGGACUGGUGAUAUUGAUCAAGUGCCAACAGAUAAUGGCACCAUUACAGAACACUUAUCUGCUCAUCAGGGAAUGGUGCUAUUCAGAUUCCCAGCAACUGCACUCGCUGUCACCAAUGCCUUGCUGUUGACUAUACCUUUUGAAGCUUUGGCAGAAACGUGUGAGGCUGAGAGCUCUUUUUUUAACAUGCCUUUGCUAUCAUUUGUUGCCCUUAUAGGAGCCACUGUUGGAGGACUGCUUGCACGACAGAGGAGAGGAGAACUGCAGCGGGUGAAUGAACAACUCCGCCAGAUCAAUGCAGCUCUGAGAAGGCAAGCUAAGAUCGAGUCCUAUGCCCCCAGUCUGAGUUAUGCUCCUGUUGGUAGUAAAAUACCUGAGAAUGAAGUAAUCAUCGAUCCGAAGAAGGAGGAGUUGAUUUCUUGUUUGAAAGCUGGGAAGAACUUUCUGAGGAACCAAAAUCCAGAGAAAGCGUUUAUGGAGUUUAAGACAGCUCUUGAGCUUGCUCAGACACUUAAGGAUCCUACUGAGGAGAAAAAGGCUGCAAGAGGUUUAGGGGCUUCACUACAAAGGCAAGGUAAGUACCGAGACGCCAUUAAAUACCAUUCUACGGUUCUGGAAAUCUCUAAGCGGGAAGGGGAGAACUCUGGCAACACGGAAGCUUAUGGGGCAAUUGCUGAUUGUUACACUGAGCUUGGAGAUCUUGAGCGGGCCGGGAAAUUUUAUGACCAGUACAUUGCAAGGUUAGAGAAAGAUUGAUCUGGCUCUUAAUUUAGUUGUUUUUCAUUAAUAAUGUAGUGAGGCUGUUGAAUUAGUGGUGUUUGCGGAUAGCUCGAAGACCAAAGAAUGAGGAACGGUUUUUGUAUCUCUAUAUCUCCACGCAUUUUGACUUCAUUUCUGGAAUCAUACUAAUGAUUUUUCAGAGCGACCCUUAAAACCAUCCAGUGGGUUCAGUGACAUGCUGCCCAAACAAAUGGAACCCUUAUGUACUAUCAUGCUAAAAUGGAGAUGCUUGAAAAUAUUUUCUCUGCA
Messenger RNA from Vitis riparia (riverbank grape), 1287 nucleotides. Its product is annotated as protein FLUORESCENT IN BLUE LIGHT, chloroplastic. The transcript is spliced from 5 exons. Gene Ontology annotation, biological process: chlorophyll biosynthetic process. The coding region runs from base 16 to 1014 and encodes 332 amino acids. Gene Ontology annotation, molecular function: protein binding. The record is from RefSeq and is a predicted model, not a curated record. Lineage: Eukaryota; Viridiplantae; Streptophyta; Magnoliopsida; Vitales; Vitaceae.